CUGUGAUUGUGUAUCUGGGACUAAACUGAGAUGAAUAUCAAAAUUUUAUGUUUCAUGAUUUUAUUUGUGUCUUUAACUAAGGCAGAUGAAGAUGCAGAACCUCUUUUAGAUAUGGACGAUAUGAUCGAAGUUUUUGAAACUUAUACUUCUAAUUGUGAACCAAAACCAAAAAAAGAACACAUAAAGGAAAUGUUGUUAAAGAAGAGAAAUCCUCAGCGGGAGACAAAAUGUUUGCGUUUGUGUUUAAUGAAACAAUUUGAGAUGAUAAAUGAAAGUGGAAUUGAAAUUGUGAUCGAGAAUGUUGUAGAAUUUUCACAUAAUCAUACGCAAAUUAAGGCAAAAGAAUUAAAGGAAAUCGCUGAAAUAUGUGCAGAAAACGUCAAAAAUCUUACUGAUAACUGUGAGUUUGCACAUCUUUACGAUCAGUGCUUAGUAGAGGAGCUUGAGAAACGAGGUUUGAAAUUUCCAGAAAUCAAAGAAUAAGUGUAAAUUUUUAAUACUACGAAAAGUCCAUAUUCAAAACAAACUAUAGCUUGA
This is a messenger RNA of Teleopsis dalmanni, 537 nucleotides long. RefSeq lists its product as uncharacterized. Bases 31 to 483 code for a protein of 150 amino acids. Gene Ontology annotation, molecular function: odorant binding. The record is from RefSeq and is a predicted model, not a curated record. Lineage: Eukaryota; Metazoa; Arthropoda; Insecta; Diptera; Diopsidae. The transcript is spliced from 5 exons.